CUGAACCAAAAGAAAAUAAAAGAUAGCGUCUUGUCUUAUCAAAUCACUAUUUUGUGUUCCCAGGGCCGAAUUGCAAUUGUUCCAGGAUGCCUGAUUCCGUGGAGGAAGCCUCCACAAUCUCGCUACGGAUUUGCGUGGAGGGACAUGCGAAUGCCUUGGCAUUGAACAAGGAUAACAACCAGAUCGCUUUGGCCGGAAGAAGCUUGCUGAAGGUUUACGCCAUAAACAGCAAUGGCUUUACAGAAUCUUGCAAUAUGCGGGGGAAGAACCAAAAUCUUAGCUACUCCGCUAACGAUGUGGCCUGGUCCACCUUGGAUAGCAAUCUUUUGGCCACAGCGGCGACAAAUGGAGUGGUCUCCGUGUGGGAUCUCUCCAAGUUUGGCAGGCAAAAGCAGCUCCUUGUUUAUAACGAACAUGAACGCACUGCCCACACCGUGACCUUCCACAGCAGUGAACCCAACAUCCUGAUCUCAGGUUCCCAAGAUGGUACCAUUAAGUGCUUCGAUAUCCGAUCGGAUAAAUCCGUCAAUACAUACUUCUGCAAUUCUGAGUCCGUUCGAGACGUCAAGUUCAGUCCACAUACGCAGAACAUAUUCUCCGCCGUCUCUGAAAAUGGAACCGUCCAACUGUGGGACAUGAGGAAGUGGGACAAAUGCAUGGUACAGUUUACGGCGCACUAUGGACCAGUUUAUACGUGCGACUGGCAUCCGACGCGGAAUUGGCUGGCCACCGGUAGUCGGGAUAAACAGAUCAAGGUGUGGAACAUGGACGGCAGACCGGGGUUGGAGCACACCAUUCACACAAUCGCCGUGGUGGGUCGGGUUAAGUGGCGACCAGAAAGAACCUAUCACAUUGCCAGCUGUGCUUUGGUUGUGGACUAUAGUGUCCAUGUGUGGGACAUCCGAAGACCCUACAUUCCCUUCGCAUCCUUCAACGAGCACACCAACGUGACCACAGGAAUUGCGUGGCAGGGCAGCGAUUCCCACUGCCUGCUAUCCAUCAGCAAAGAUUCCACCAUCUACAAACAUGCUUUUAAGGAUGCCACGAGACCAGCGAUGAAAGCAAAUGCGCAGGGAGCAAGCUUGGGCCGGUUUGGGGACAUCUCCUUUGCCAACAAGAUCAAAGAAUAUGCCCCAAAGACCAGUGGCGCCUCUAAUACCAAGUCCUCGAGCUUUAUAAGUCGCCGGAAAACGAAUGUGGCUGGCAGUAGUCAGUUUCAUUUGGAUCAUUCCAAGAUGUACAAAUUCAUGGUUAACGAUACGUUUUCUGGAUACCCGCUGAGUGAGUCCGUUAAUAGACCAACCCAGGAACACGAGAGUUUUAUUGGCUGUGCAAGGGAACUCAAAAUCAGCGGCAAAAAACUUGCGGAGCUAUGCGAGCACAAUGCAGAGGUUUCCAAAAAAUACGGCAAACAUAAUGCCACAACAUUGUGGAACUUCAUCAAACUUUUUUAUGGCAGUAAUCAUUUUGAGCCGCCCUUCGAGCACCGCUCCUCGUUUUCAAAUCAAAAAAAUCCAAUGAACUCCCGACGGGCCACACAAGUGGCCAGCGAUUGGCCUCAGCAGCGGAGUGAUCUGGGUCAAGAUCUCAAUGGAAAUACACCGGAGACGGCUCACGAGAUUGACGACGCAAAUGUGGACGAUGAUACGCUAGGUGGGAGCGGUGUGGAGCAUCCGCCCACAAGUUCAGUGAUUCUGUCCGAGACGCAAAUUAUCAGCGAGAUUACCUUUGACAACUUUGAGCUGUUGCGCAAUGGAUUCAUUUACGUAGGUCCCACGGAAUGCGCAAAAGCGUUGGCCUUUCCUGCCCUUCAUCACGAUGUGCAGGCAGCACGCCCACAACUGGAUCUCAAGGCUUCCGAUCACGAAAAGUCCCCUCCACCUCAUGUUCCAACUGUUCUAAAAGUCAGCCAUGUUCCGCCCAUUCCCAUGUGGGAGCCACAUAAAUUCGUUUCUGAUGCUCUCAUGCUGAUGAAUGAUGUCGGCGAUGUGCAAACAGCUCUGACAGUUCUUAUAGCUUUGGGAGAAGCUCGUAAGCUCCUGCCGAUUGAGGAUGCGUUAGUAGAGCACUGGUUUUACACCUAUGUAGACCAGUUGCAUCGAUAUGAACUGUGGAACGAGGCUUGUGAGGUGAUCAACCGGUCCUGGCUGAGAUCGGUGCAGCAGCUUAACCAGCACUCGACAGCCAUGCACACGAAUUGCGGGGAAUGUGGACGCCCAAUGGGUGGGAAAGUGGGAUGGUACUGCGAUAAGUGCAAGUCUAUGCAGUCGGCCAAAUGCUGCGUUUGCGGUCUGAUCGUACGGGGAGUCUACGCCUGGUGCCAAGGAUGCUCCCACGGAGGUCAUAUAGAACACCUGCAGAAUUACUUUGCCAAGCACUCCAAGUGCCCCAAGUGUGGACACCUCUGUGCGUACUCAUGAGACGCGGAGGAGGCUGGGUUUACCCAGCUUCUGCCCCCCAUUUGAAGUCUUUGUAAAUAGAGAAGACGUAUGCCCAAUAAGUACCUUGCAAAAAACAUUUAAGAAAAGUUCGAAAGCACGUUCCUCGAAAUCAUCGAAAACUAAUUUGUUGUAAAUCAGAGAUAAUUCGAGGUACGCACUAUUAUAAGCUAACUUUAUGUGAAAUAAUAUAAUUAAGAGUUAGAUAAUAACUUAGCCAAAACAAAUUAACAGACUAGUAAUUAUAUCAGAACUACCUUUCCUGCACGUAUUUGUUACUUAAAUAUUUUCAAAUAGAAAUACCAAAUAAAAUUGUUGUCUGUUAUUAAAA
Molecule: messenger RNA, 2769 nt
Organism: Drosophila eugracilis
Lineage: Eukaryota; Metazoa; Arthropoda; Insecta; Diptera; Drosophilidae
Gene: Wdr24
Product: GATOR complex protein WDR24
Exons: 8
Coding region: 87-2420 (777 amino acids)
Biological process (GO): positive regulation of TOR signaling
Molecular function (GO): protein binding
Source: RefSeq, a predicted model, not a curated record